GCGAGCGGAGCGCGGCGCUCCCGGCCCCGGAGCCGGCCCGGGCCAUGCAGGAUGCUCCCGGCCGCCGCCCCGCGCCCGCCGCCGCUGCUGUGGCCGCCGCCCGCCGAGCCCCCCGCUCCGCCCUGGGCCUGGGUGCUGCCCGCGGCCGCGGGGCUGCUCCGGGUGGGCGCUGCCGCCGCCGGGGCCCCCCAUCCUCCCCCUCCUCCUCCGCCGCCGCCGCUGCUGCCGCCCCCCGCGCUGGUGCGGCCCGGGCCGGGCUGGCGCGGCCCCGCCGAGCCCCCGCUGCUGCCGCUGCUGCCCGCGGCCGCCGAGCCGCUCCUGCACGGCCAGUGGAUAUUUGGAGCUCAUUCCCCGCUGGUGGGAUUCUCCCCCUCCUCCAGCGUGGAGCUGGUGCCGGUGCUCCCGCCCGUGUACGCCGCCGCGGCGCCGCCGCACGCCGGGAAGGGCUGGAUUGACAAAAGGCUGCCCAGCUGCAAAAUCUACCUGAACAAUGCCUUUGCCCUGGACUCGGCCUGGGUGCAGCCUGAGGAGCCCCGGCUGUUCCAGGGGGCUGAGAAGCCUCUGCUGCUGAGCAAUCAAGUAGCCAUGGCUGUGGCCCGGCCAGCUGCUGCCUCCAGGCCCCUGCCCACGCUCGUCUUGGCCCCUCAGCUGAUCCCAGGUGGUUGCCAGAACAGCCUUAAAGCCGUGGGCGGCGCCCCGAGCCUGGCGCUGCUGGCCCUGGAGCCCGAGGCCCCGCAGGCCGCGCCGGGCCUGCCGCCCUGCCAGCUCCUCGCCUUGUCCCCCGUCAAAGUCCCGCUCCUGGCCUCGCCCUUUCCAGGUUCUGCCUCCAGGCUGGACACUGCCGCCGUGGGGCCCCUGGUGCCAGCACAGGUCACCCGUGUCACCGCCGUGGCCGCGCCCGCCGUCACCCUCAUGGCCACCAACCUGCUGGAGCAGGCACGAGCAGAGCGUGGCAAGGACCCGAGCAGAGCCGCCUGCCCCCCGACGCUGAUCCUGCACACGGAGAGGAAGAGCGUCCCCACGGGCAGUGACAGUGACAAGGAUCACUCCUUCAAGCUCCUGAGCGAGGCUGACGGCGCUUCCAGCGGGAACAAGCCCGUGGCAUCGGCCCCAGUGCCGGGAUCGCCGUGGUGCGUGGUCUGGACCGGAGAUGACCGGGUGUUCUUCUUCAACCCCAGCAUGCAGCUGUCCGUGUGGGAGCGGCCGCUGGACCUGAGGCACCGCGGGGACAUCAAGCGUCUGCUCGAGGACCCCCCGCACAAGCGCAAGCUGGAGGCUGCAGCAACAGACAAGUGUGUUAGCUCUUGUCCAGGGGAUGAAAAUGAUGAUCUGAGCAUCAAAACCAAGAGAAAUAAAACAGAGGAGUGCCAGGCUGCGGGCCCGGCUGGCGCUGAGGAGGAGCAGGCAGGGGAGGAAGGCUCGGCCCCGCGGCUCUCACCGCCCCUGGAGGAGAGGAUCACCCACUUCAGGGACAUGCUGCUGGAGAGGGGGGUGUCGGCGUUCUCCACGUGGGAGAAGGAGCUGCACAAGAUCGUGUUUGACCCACGCUACCUGCUGCUCAACCCCGAGGAGAGGAAGCAGAUUUUCGAGCAGUUUGUCAAGACCCGGGUCAGGGAGGAGUACAAAGAGAAGAAGAACAAGCUGCUGUUGGCCAAGGAAGAAUUCAAGAAGCUUCUGGAAGAAUCCAAGUUAUCCCCAAGGACAACCUUCAAGGAGUUCGCCGAGAAGCACGGCCGGGACCAGCGCUUCCGCCUCGUCCAGAAGAAGAAGGACCAGGAGCAUUUCUUCAACCAGUUCAUCCUCAUCCUCAAAAAGCGGGACAAGGAAAACAGGAUACGGCUACGGAAAAUGAGAUAAGAGCAGCUGAAGCUGGCAAUAACGCCGCGUGCCCGGGCUGGGCUGCAGGAAGGGAUUCCAAGAAGGAGGAAACGCCCGGGGUCCCGGAGCACCGCCAGGAGUGGGAGAUCCCAGGGAAAACUGCCUCGGGACGGAGCUUGGGGAGCAGCCGCUGCCGCGGGAAGGCUGUUCUGCAGGAAUGGGAAGGAUAUUCUGUUCUCGAAGAAUUAAUGUUUCAUAUUGAAGCUCUCUUUUGUACAACAUCCAGAGUUUGAUGCAUUUCUAAUUGCCAUGAUAUGUCGAUCCCUUAAUUGUUUUAAUUAUGCAAAUUACUUGUAAUAUACACAAGUUAUGACUCCGAUGCAGAUUUAUAAUUAAGCAGAAGCAGAUGCCAUCCAGAGCAAUCUCAAGGCAUUUCCAUCAUUUAGGGGAAUUAUCUCAAGCAAUCUUUUGGCUACUCUGCAUUUCCACCAAGCGUGUGGGGUCUGGUGGUCUGCAGGACCCGCUCCCGCUGCUCAUCGUCUCUGUCCAGUCCUCUGAGUAGUAGUAAUCAGCUAUUAAUUGUUAACCUUGGUGAAGAGUGUGGAAAUCUUGGCACAUGUUCCAUGGGAGAACUCCCCGACCCAGGACUUGCCGUGGGCAGGGUUCCCCUCAGCCUUCCAACCCCAGUUCUGUGGUGAAGCCAUCCCAGUUGGAUUUGGGUUCUGUUCCUGUGUGUGAAGAGUCUGCAUGAGAUUUUUCUCAUCAUAUUUGUAUAAAUAAAUAUUUAACUUUUGUAAUUAAGAA
This is a messenger RNA of Motacilla alba alba, 2622 nucleotides long. It is a transcript of the gene TCERG1L, whose product is annotated as transcription elongation regulator 1 like. Lineage: Eukaryota; Metazoa; Chordata; Aves; Passeriformes; Motacillidae. Gene Ontology annotation, cellular component: nucleus. The coding region runs from base 52 to 1857 and encodes 601 amino acids. Gene Ontology annotation, molecular function: transcription coregulator activity; RNA polymerase binding. The transcript has 13 exons. The record is from RefSeq and is a predicted model, not a curated record.